GCCCUCGCGUGUGCGAUGAGCUGCAGUCGCACGACCCGGCCUCCUUCCGAGCGGUUCUGGUCGGCGGCCCGCUGAGGGCCACGGAAACGCUUCUGGCUGACAGCGCGCCGAGUGAGGACACAGAACUUUGAACUUGAGGCGGGAUGAAACCGGCGCCAGCAAACCCGACAGUCCCCACGUCCCCGAAACCGCUGGUGCCCCUUUUACGCGGAACGCCGUGAGUGCUGACUGCAAAGUGGCUAUUAAAACUCAACGAAAGGAAGCAGUUAAGAAAUAAAGAGGCCGAGCACAGGACUGCUUUAGAAAACCGAGGAAAACCGAGGAACUGCUGGGGCGACCUGGCCUGAAUCCAGCUGUGCAACAGGCACUUCUGCUUUUAACCUAUUGCGUUCUCCGGGCUGUUUUCAGACUCCGGAUUUACUGUGGUGUUUUUCUCUUUCCCAGUGAAGCUGAGCCGGAGCUGAAGUCCUUUACUGUGAGCUGAAGGAUGUUGUGAAAGUCAGGCUUUUCCGGCAGUCUGGAAUGCACUUAGCCGAUUGGUUAUAGCUAUUAUUAUUUUGGUGUCUUUGUACAGUUUUAACCUUAUACUGUCACCCAUGGAAGGGCUCUUACUAGCCGCCUCUGACUCUUGGAACCUCUGACCCGUUGGCUGAGCUUUUGGGAAGUUCUUAAGUGGACAUGGAGCGGACUUGACCGCAGCUCUACAAAAAGAAGACAGAUUUGUACUCUUCAUGCGGACAGAAACAUAGCUGCUAUGACUUUCCCAGGAAGGUGGGCAGGGGCCAAGCGAAGCUGAACUGGCCAUGCGCUGUCGCCCGGUGCUCCUCUGCCGUCGGCGACUGUGCGCCCGGCCCUUCGUGGUGGGCUUGGUGGUGGCUGUCUGUCUCUUCUACCAGACCCUGACCCCCCGGGCCAGGAGGAAGCCCGCGGGCCCUGGCCCUGGGGCUCCCCGCCACACUCUCAGCGAGGUUCGGGCAAACCGAUGCGAGGACGGGUACCCCCGGGACAAAGAGUGCCUCCUUUUCUCGGGUGGUGCGCAGGAAAUCAGAAAGAUAGAAGAAUUGGUGGAGACACACUUUGGCAGUGCUGGCCGACGGGCUGUGCUUUAUCGGCCUCCUUCCUACAGCGAGACGGAACUUCAGCUCUACCAGCAUGUCCUCACAGAGUGUCACUACACGGUUGUCAUCAUGGAAGAAAAGUUCAGUGCUGGUCGUGGGCUGGGGCUGCUAGAACAAGAUAAUUUGGACACUUGGGAUUUACUCAUUUGCCUGCCUUCAAGGAAAACAGAUGGAAAACCCUGUGUAUUCAAGGAAGACAUGUGCCAAUUAGGUUUACAUCAAAAGAUAAAUAUAUUACCAGAAUUAUAUCAGCUUUGCAGAAAGGAAGGAUUAUGUCAAAUAAUUAGAAGAUUUCCAGAAUUGCAACAUACUGUGAGUCCUUCUGUGUGUCUGGAUCAGGAGGGACAAUUACAGCCAAGUACAUCAAGUUACCUUUUAAAAACAGUGAAGCCACGCACGUGGAAACCAUGGGACUGGCAACGUGAACAGCUGAGUCAAACGACAGUCCUUGUUCCACAUGAGACGAUCUUUAGAACUGAGGGUCUAUCUGUAAUUCUAAAAGCGUAUGUGUUGGUGACAUCCUUAACACCUUUGCGCGCAUUCAUUCAUUCAACUGGCACAGUGUGGAUUCCGCCAAAGAAAAAACGCUUCACUGUCAAGCUGCAAACAUUUUUUGAGACAUUCCUGAGGGCCAGCUCACCUCUGCAGGCCUUGGAUGCUAUGAAGGAAGCAAUCAGCAAACUCCUGCUGGCGGCUGAAGUCUUCAGUGAAACAUCCACUCUGGGACCAAAGACCUCUCAUAGAUGUAGAUUAUGCUUUCAGCUUUUAACUUUUGAUAUCGGUUAUGGCAGUUUCAGGUAUCCAGUAGUGCUUCAGGUGCAUGAGCAUUUAAACUUUCAAGAUGAUGAUAAUAUGGAUUUUGAGGACCAAAAUACAGAAGAAUUCCUUUUAAAAGACACUUUUGAUUUUCUCUUUUCCAAUGAAUCUUCACUGUUUGUAUUUUCGGAGAUAUUUCAGAGACUUUAUAAAUCAGGUGUAUUUAAGGGUGAAAAGUAUCCAAAGGAACUCAAUCAGUGUGUAUCAUUAGAUGAAGUUGAUUCAAUUAGGACUUUUAUAAAGGAACUUGGGAGUCUGGGACAAUUCCAACUGCUCCUCCCCUCCAAUCCUCGAACUCAAUCUUUGAUGCAUGAGUUUUAUGAUACAAGAAAUCCUAUGGGAAAACCUGGCUCAGUCCUGACCCAAUACUGGUCUCUUUUAAAUAUAUUUGAACAAUUUUGGCUCAUGAAUAAAAAGGCACAGAUACAUCCACUGGAAUGGAAUUCUUCCAUGGAGGAUGGUGACAUUGAAAAAACACAAGUGUCAUUUGAUGCAGUUGACAGUAAAAAAGCUACAGUUCCACAAAUUUUGAAUGAAAAUGACAAUAUACAAUGCACUAAUGAUAAAGACACACUAUGCCAUCUCACGCAGAUCUUUACACAUCCACAUUUGGACCUAAAUCCUGAAUUUGAUGCAAAGAUCAGAGAUUAUUACUCAGAAGUCCCAUUUGAUGUGGUGAUGGUUACCAUCGGAGCAAAGACUUCUAAGUGUCAGUGCCAGGUGCACUUGCAGGAGCAGGCGGGACCCAGCUUUGCCAAAUACCCUCUUGGUUUAGGCAUAAAUAAAAUCUCAAUGCUGGUGGUGGAUGAAUCUCCAGCAGAGGGCGAGACUGUAAUCACGUAUAAAUUCUCCAUUUAUAGAGAAGACCGUCCAAGUCUUCCCAUUUUUGAGGGCUUCAGAGCUUGUGGUUUUGUGCAGGAUUGCGGUUUGUUGAUUCGCCCCGAGGAAACGUGCGGGUUACAGCCUGUUUCUUCUGACUACCUCGAAGCCAUGUCACAGCCUGGGUUACAAAAUUGUCCGUCUGGGGACACAAAAGGUCAGUGGAUUGUGCCUUGCCUGAGUUGUUCGGACAACAGGACCUGCGAUUGGAGAGAAAUCACUUGGCAGCCCCAGAACUGUCAACACCUUGUCCUGACGAAGCCUCAGCUCCAGCAGUGCUUGAGGGGAAGAAAGAUUAUUUUCAUUGGCGAUUCAACCAACAGAGGGAUCAUGUAUUACCUGAUUGAAAGAGUGAACAAAACGCUGCAGGAAUGGCAGAAGUUGCAUGGUACUAAACUGUAUCCUAACGUCAAUGCCGGAAAGACUCUGAUCAGUUACUCCUACUAUCCUCAGUUCUGGCUAAGCUCUGCAUUGAGACCAACAUUUGAGAAUGCACUUGAGCAUCUCUUGCAAAGAUCACGUCCAUUAGAGAAUACUGGCCAGACAGUAUUGGUUGUUGGUGGUGUUCAGUGGCUUAAUUCUAAUCACCUGCAAAUUAUUCACAAGGUUUUGAAGAGGGAAAACUUACUUAAUAUCCUAGUGAUCAUCAAAACUUUGGGAAUUGGAUUUCACUUGCCAGUGGAUGGAGUACAUUUCUUAACACAGAGUGAAGUUCAAAACUUAUGGAAAGAAAAUGUGAUUAUUCUGGAUACCGCAAAGCAAUAUGGCUAUGAAGUAGUUGACACAUUCAGUAUCACAAUGGGGCGAUACAAAGAGUUUCUUCAGGGCAACUGUGGAUGUCAUUUCCAUGAGGUAGUGAAAUCAAAGUUAUCCAAAGAAUAUCACUUUAUUAAGAUGAAAAGAUCGAAGAAUCAUAUCGUGGGAAAAUAUUUUAGCAGUCAAAGCAAACCACAAGAGCAAGACUCUAUAACCAAUUUGGAAUCACCGUAUCAUGUCCAAGGUCCAAUAAAUCAGGUUUAUUCUGAAAUCUUGCUCAGCAGGAUGUGUGCCAGUGGAAGGGUCACGUAGACUUCAUGAAAGAGAACUGCACUUGGGAGUUACAGACAAGCCACUCACAGGAUGAUGAUCUAUGACCCAAACAAUGUGUCUCAUAUAUUUUGGAGUGAGCCCGUGCUUGUGCACAUGAGCACAUAUAUGCACACCAAUACAUGCUUAGCUAAAAAAAAAAAAAGCAGUAGUAACACUUAUCUCCUAUAGCCUUACAAAAUUAAUAUUUGAACUUGAACAGUUAGUUGGUUUCAGAGUGAAAGACAACUAGGAAAAAGAUUACUUGAAAUAUGAACUAGGACCACUGUGGGCCAAGAAUUGCAUUGUGAUAACAAACAGAAAUAUAGACACUUGAAUUACAUGGGAAAGAGGCUAAUGCUGUUUAGUAUUGUGUUAUCUUCUCUGUAGUACACUAAUAUUAAGAAAGCAAA
Messenger RNA from Chinchilla lanigera (long-tailed chinchilla), 4291 nucleotides. It is a transcript of the gene Cped1, whose product is annotated as cadherin-like and PC-esterase domain containing 1. Bases 804 to 3881 code for a protein of 1025 amino acids. NCBI's taxonomy places the organism in Eukaryota, Metazoa, Chordata, Mammalia, Rodentia, Chinchillidae. The transcript is spliced from 22 exons. The record is from RefSeq and is a predicted model, not a curated record.